Dermacentor andersoni is the source of this 617-nucleotide messenger RNA. RefSeq lists its product as uncharacterized. Lineage: Eukaryota; Metazoa; Arthropoda; Arachnida; Ixodida; Ixodidae. The record is from RefSeq and is a predicted model, not a curated record.
GUGAGCAGGUGGUUUCUGGAAGGAUGCGCUUAAAAGCCUGUUUCAGCUCUUUAGGUGCACGUUUAGACGUAAGCAAGCAAGCUGAUCAAGCGAUGAUGAAGGCAGCAACGACGUUACUCGUCCUUGUCGGUUUUUCCAUUGCCCAGGCAUAUCCUGAGGAGGAAGCCGCAUUCGCGAGACGCCGCAUGGCGAACUACGAAGACCUGACGAAUCCACUCAAGGUCUGUCGUCCCCGCAGCGAUGACUUUACGUCGUGCAAGCUACGACGAAGGAAGAUGCGUCGGUGUCCUUCUAGGCUAAGCGUGUGCUGCCAGGGCAAGUGCGUCUGCGAGUCAACGCCCAAUCCAUGCAUCCGAAACACAGGGGAAGAGGCGCAACACCGUCACAAUAGAAUCAGGAAGCCCACCUACCCGCCCGACUGGAAUCGCUGCUUGCUCUCGUGCUGGAACGACUGCCUGCUGGCCAUCUGCAUAGAGAGAAUUCGCCGCAACAACUGCAAGGCAACGUGCACAUACUAUUGCAACAAUGAGUGCAGCCGAAAACACCAACGGAUCUGCUAUCGCAUGCGGUCUCGUGUAUCGAAGGCUCUGCCCUUUGUGCCGUUGCUAGUGAGCUAA